AACUGCCUCUACCAGUCUCUUUAACCAUCACCCAACACCAUGGCCACCACUCCACCUCGCUGGCAAGAAAAGGCCGCUGCCAAGCGCCAAGCCAUUUUCGAAGCCAUUCCCGCCCAGUGGCGAAUUCAAGAACGGCUUCCCUCCGACGAUGAACAGCCCGACGUGACGGGCAAAUAUAUCCAGCAAUACCUGACCGACCGCGAGAUCGAGAUCACCGAGUGCGAUGCUCUCUCAAUCACGGAGCGGACAACGACGGGGGCAUGGACCGCCCUCGAAGUGACGGAAGCGUUCUGUCAUCGAGCAGCCAUAGCUCACCAGCUGGUAAACUGCCUCCUGGAGAUCUUUUUCGACCAGGCCAUCACCUCCGCGAAGGCACUGGACGCCUACUUCGCGGAACACAAGAAGCCUUUGGGCCCGCUGCACGGCCUACCCGUAAGCCUCAAGGACCAAUUCCACAUCAAGGGCGUGGAGACAACAAUCGGCUACGUAGGCUGGAUCGGGACCUUUGAAGGCCAACGCAAGCUCGAGACCUCCGCGCGUACCCACGAAAGCGAACUGGUGCGCGAGCUCCGCAACCUGGGGGCCGUGCUCUUCUGCAAGACCAGCGUCCCGACCACGCUCAUGGCCGCGGAGACGGCCAACAACAUCGUCGGCUACACCUGGAACCCGACGAACCGCCACCUCUCCGCGGGGGGAAGCUCCGGGGGCGAGGGCGCGCUGAUCGCCCUGCGCGGGUCGCCGGCCGGGUUUGGCACCGAUAUUGGUGGGAGCAUACGCCUGCCUGCGACCUUCAAUGGCAUUUUCGGUCUGCGGCCCUCAGCGGGGCGCAUGCCGUACGAGGGCGCCGCAAAUACCAUGGAUGGCCAGAAUUGCAUGCUCUCGGUCGUGGGCCCCAUGGCGACCACCGCGCGCUCGCUGAAGUUGCUCUUUAAGGCUGUCUUGCUGCAGGAACCGUGGUAUCAUGAUCCUUUGGCCCUGCAGUUACCCUGGCGGGAGGCCGUCGAGCAACAGGCUGCGCGAGAUCGGCUCUGCUUUGGGAUCAUGUACGACGACGGCAAGGUGCAGCCCCAUCCUCCUGUUAAGCGGGCACUGGCGUUGGUUAGGCGGCUGUUGGAAGCCCAGGGCCACCGGGUAAUCGAAUGGAACCCUCCCAGCCAUCAAACGGCAUUUGACAUUGCGAUGCAAAUAUUCCACCUAGACGGAAGAGCAGACAUCCAAGCCCACCUCGCGCUCUCCGGCGAAGAGCAGCGCGCAGAAUGUUUCCUGCAGCCCAGCGAGCCACAAAACGCCAUGCAAAUCGCAGCUUUGAACAUUCAGAAGCGCCAGUAUCAGAAGGAAUAUCUGGUAUACUGGAACUCGACGGCCGCACUGACAGGGACUGGCCGUCCGGUUGACGCGCUCAUUUGUUCCACGUGUCCCUAUGCGGCUUUCCUCCCUGGUCAAUACAAGCACGGGGAUACGCCCUUUGUCAACGUGCUUGAUUACCCCGCCGUGGUGUUUCCUGUGACGUAUGCGGAUAGGGUGGUGGAUAAGGCGGAGAGGCCGGAUGUGUUUUUGAGUGAGAUGGAUGAAGUGAUUCAGUCUCAGUACGAUUGUGACGUUGCUCAUGGUGCUCCUGUUGGGCUGCAAUUGGUUGGUCGUCGCUUGGAGGACGAGAAGGUGUUGGCGUUGGUAGAGUAUGUUGGUCGCUUGCUACAGAAGGAUACACAAAGUACAUGAUUAUGAGGUUGCUACUUUUCUUUGGGUUGAGAGACUAGUGCACUUGUGAACUGAAACCAAUUACCUAGUGGUCUGCAUGACUUCCUGGACUGCAUACUCGCUUCCCUGUCUUUGAUUCAGGUACUCAUCUUAAUCUCUUUCUUGAGUUGUAAUCACAAUGGGU
Molecule: messenger RNA, 1882 nt
Organism: Aspergillus homomorphus CBS 101889
Lineage: Eukaryota; Fungi; Ascomycota; Eurotiomycetes; Eurotiales; Aspergillaceae
Gene: gmdA
Product: putative general amidase GmdA
Exons: 5
Coding region: 40-1719 (559 amino acids)
Source: RefSeq, a predicted model, not a curated record